AGGUGAAAGCAGAUGUGACUAAAAGGUGAUCUCAUCUAUUGCUUUCUUCUGAGUAGCUUUAUCAGUCAUUCCCCAGAGUGAUGAAGCACUUGCCAGGUCCUCACAACAAAAUGUUCAGCCACUUCAACACCCUCCUAGACUUCAUCAGUCAGCAGGUAAAAUGGCACAAGAAGGACCUGGACCACAACAAUCCCCGGGACUACAUAGAUGCUUUCUUAACUGAAAUGGAGAAUCACAAAGAAUCUGAUGUGGGCUUCACUGAGACCAAUCUGGCAAUGUGCUCUCUGGAUCUGUUCCUGGCUGGAACUGAGACAACCUCCACCACUUUGCUGUGGGCUUUGGUUUUCCUCAUCAAAAAUCCAGAUAUCCAGGACAAAGUCCAGGCAGAGAUAGACAGAGUGAUCAGACAGAACCGCCAGCCCACUAUGGCAGACAGACCCAACCUGCCCUACACUGACGCUGUCAUCCACGAGAUCCAGAGGAUGGCAAACAUUGUUCCUCUCAAUGGAGUCAGAAUGGCCGCCAAGGACACGACACUGGGUGGUUACUUCAUACCCAAGGGUACGUCCGUAAUGCCCAUUCUGACCUCUGUGCUGUUCGACAAGACUGAAUGGGAAACUCCAGACACCUUCAACCCUGGACACUUCCUGGAUGCUGAAGGAAGGUUUGUGAAGAGAGAGGCUCUCCUGGCUUUCUCUGCAGGGAAACGUGUGUGUCUCGGAGAAGGCCUCGCCAAGAUGGAGCUGUUCCUGUUUUUGGUCGCUUUACUGCAGAAAUUCUCUUUCUUUGUUCCUGAUGGAGUUGAGUUGAGUACAGAAGGAGUUACUGGAAUCACACGUGUACCACACCCCUUCAAGGUGUGCGCUACGGCUCGCUGACUUAAACGAUGGUCGUUCAGACUUGGCCACAGGUAGUUUCUAAUGACCAUAACGACUGCUAUUACAACAACCAGGAGCUAUAACGAACUAGCGGUAUUGAUGAUCUUGGCAAACAAACAACCCCACAGAGGUUAAAUAGCUAAGUUUCCUUACUAGUCAUUUCAGAACUGCCUGUCUUGGAUGAGGGACGAAAUGUCUACUAGCAUCUUCAACCAAGUCCAGUUGCCCUUGAUUUAAACCUUCAUUGGAUCAUUAUGACCUGGAUGACUGAGAACCUUCACAGACUUUAUAUUAAAUGUAUUAACAAUGGCAUUGUUUAUAAGAUGUUUCCUAUUGUCCUUAUUAUGUCCGUAGUUAUGAAUGAAAAAUUUUGUAUAAAGAUUUCAUAGACAUACAUCCUUACAGUGUAUGUUACUUAUAAUCAAGCUGUAUUGGUUAAGUUUUAUUUAUAGUUCAGUUAUGCUAU
Molecule: messenger RNA, 1344 nt
Organism: Micropterus dolomieu (smallmouth bass)
Lineage: Eukaryota; Metazoa; Chordata; Actinopteri; Centrarchiformes; Centrarchidae
Product: cytochrome P450 2J4-like
Exons: 5
Coding region: 81-878 (265 amino acids)
Biological process (GO): xenobiotic metabolic process
Cellular component (GO): cytoplasm; intracellular membrane-bounded organelle
Molecular function (GO): iron ion binding; oxidoreductase activity, acting on paired donors, with incorporation or reduction of molecular oxygen, reduced flavin or flavoprotein as one donor, and incorporation of one atom of oxygen; heme binding
Source: RefSeq, a predicted model, not a curated record